UCUAUAUAUAUAUUGCCAAACAGCUACAUGUGAGCCUCACCAUUGCUUCGCUCGCUCUUGGACUUUCCCCGAUUCCCUUUCUCUCAGGAGGUGUUCAGAGAGAGAGAGUUUGAAAGAAAUUCGUCGUUGUUUGGAUCUUUUAAUUGAAAGUGAGAAAGGAAAGGAAAGCGGAAGAGCGAAAAAUGGCAAAGAAUGUGGGGAUUCUCGCCGUGGACAUCUACUUCCCUCCUACUUGUAUUCAGCAGGAAUCAUUGGAGGCUCAUGAUGGUGCAAGUAAAGGGAAAUACACUAUCGGGCUCGGACAAGAUUGCAUGGCCUUUUGUACUGAGGUGGAAGAUGUCAUCUCAAUGAGUUUGACAGUGGUUACUUCCCUCCUUGAGAAAUAUGGGAUUGAUCCCAAACAAAUUGGUCGUCUGGAAGUAGGAAGUGAGACUGUAAUAGACAAGAGCAAAUCCAUCAAGACCUUCCUGAUGCCAAUCUUUGAGAAAUGUGGAAAUACAGACAUUGAAGGUGUCGACUCAACUAAUGCGUGUUAUGGGGGAACUGCAGCUUUAUUCAACUGUGUCAACUGGGUCGAGAGUAGUUCAUGGGAUGGACGCUAUGGACUUGUUGUGUGCACUGACAGUGCGGUCUAUGCAGAGGGACCAGCCCGGCCUACUGGAGGAGCAGCUGCUAUUGCCAUUCUAAUAGGACCUGAUGCUCCUAUUUCUUUUGAAAGCAAAUUUAGGGGGAGUCAUAUGGCACAUGCCUAUGAUUUUUACAAGCCAAACCUUGCUAGUGAAUAUCCAGUAGUUGAUGGGAAGCUUUCUCAAACAUGUUAUCUCAUGGCUCUUGAUUCUUGCUACAAACAAUUGUGUAAAAAGUAUGAGAAACUGGAAGGAAAACAAUUUUCUAUUUCUGAUGCUGAGUACUUCGUAUUUCAUUCUCCAUAUAACAAGCUUGUCCAGAAAAGCUUUGCUCGUUUGUUGUACAACGACUUCUUGAGGAAUGCCAGCUCUGUUGAUGAGGUUGCUAAAGAAAAGUUGGGACCAUUUUCGACCUUAUCUGGUGAUGAAAGCUACCAGAGCCGGGAUCUUGAAAAGGUAACCCAGCAACUUGCAAAGCCCCUCUUCAAUGCAAAGGUGCAGCCAACCACUUUGAUACCAAAGCAAGUUGGCAAUAUGUACACUGCAUCUAUCUAUGCAGCAUUUGCAUCCCUUAUUCACAAUAAACAUACCACAUUGGCAGGCCAGCGGGUGAUAAUGUUCUCGUAUGGGAGUGGCUUAGCCGCCACAAUGUUUUCAUUGAAAUUCCAUGAAGGUCAACAUCCCUUUAGCUUGUCAAACAUCGCCAGUGUGAUGGAUGUCGAAAAGAAAUUGGAGUCAAGGCAUGAGUUUCCUCCAGAGAAGUUUGUUGAAACUAUGAAGCUAAUGGAGCACAGGUAUGGAGGCAAGGACUUUGUCACAAGCAAGGACUGUAGCCUUUUAUCUCCAGGCACAUACUAUCUCACUGAAGUCGAUUCCAUGUACCGAAGAUUCUAUGCCAAGAAGGCCGGUGAGAAGGGUUCUCUUGCCAAUGGUCACUGAAGUUGGCAUUUGUGUUCUUAGGUGUAUGCCAAAGCAAGUAGUAUUGUUCAGCAGUAAGUGCUGUAAGGUUCCAUUUUCUUCUUCUUCUUUUUUUUUUUUUUUUUUUUUUUUUUUUUUCUACUUCUCAAUGAGGUUUAUCUCAAUAAUCAUUACCUUUGUUCAACCCCAAAUGUAUUCUCUCUAUCUGGAUGAUGAUAAUGCAACAAACGCUCAAGUUCUCGAGAUAAUACUCGAUUGAGUGGAUUAAAAU
Molecule: messenger RNA, 1815 nt
Organism: Alnus glutinosa
Lineage: Eukaryota; Viridiplantae; Streptophyta; Magnoliopsida; Fagales; Betulaceae
Product: hydroxymethylglutaryl-CoA synthase-like
Exons: 12
Coding region: 183-1565 (460 amino acids)
Biological process (GO): acetyl-CoA metabolic process
Molecular function (GO): hydroxymethylglutaryl-CoA synthase activity
Source: RefSeq, a predicted model, not a curated record